AUGCUGGAAUUCAAUAUGGAAAUGGCGGAUGCGAAAGACAUUGACAAUGGAGCUAUGGUCACAGGCACCAUGGACAAGUUACUUGAGAAGGAUAGCCAAUUGGAAGCGGCAAUCACUGAAAUUGAAAUUAAGGAAAACCUAUUGGUUGAGCAGAGCAGAGCAGCGCUUUGGAAGCUGAACGAAUCCCCGGAUUCGCCUCCCCAACCUGUCGCCAAGGUCCCUUUAACUCAGGACAGGUCAGAGUCAGAGGGGCCCAUGUCAGCUGUGAAGGAGCCCACUUUACCAUCUACUCCAGCGCGAGCAGUCAAGCCAAGUCCGCUCACGGCACCACUACCAAGCUCUCCUUCGCCACCAAAAGCCAUCUCGGCCACCGUCAAUCAACACCUCUUUGCGCCACUACUAUUGCUGCCUCUCAGGUGGAAUUUGUGGCUCCGGAUCAAACAGCAAGGACUCUGUCAACCUCGGAAAAUUGAGACUGUUUGGACCCAGGCUCUAGGGUCCAAUACUCCGUCUCUGGCCAGUUCUCGGGUCUCUGACAAUAUCUUGGACGCUUCUCCUUCAUCAGUCUUCCCCAUCUUCCGCCAUCCUCAGCAUUCUCCUCCCUCCGACCAUAUAGAAAAAAGAAUAUCAGAAACAAAACAACACGCAAACACGCAGAACCAGCCAAUCUGCCUUGCGUAG
Messenger RNA from Cylindrotheca closterium, 681 nucleotides. The record is from the annotation of a GenBank genome assembly. Lineage: Eukaryota; Bacillariophyta; Bacillariophyceae; Bacillariales; Bacillariaceae.